Mya arenaria is the source of this 684-nucleotide messenger RNA. RefSeq lists its product as uncharacterized. Lineage: Eukaryota; Metazoa; Mollusca; Bivalvia; Myida; Myidae. Bases 1 to 684 code for a protein of 227 amino acids. The record is from RefSeq and is a predicted model, not a curated record. The transcript is spliced from 6 exons.
AUGCAUCUAGAGAAGUGGCUUUGUCAACUGAAGGGAUUUGCUUCAGAUACGUAUGUGCGGUGGGGAAUGACAUCCUGCCCUUCAGACAACGAGCUCAUCUACAAAGGCAUUGCAGGAGGCUCAUUUUGGGCGCAUACUGGAAGCGCAGCGAACUGGAUCUGUUUGACCGAUUCCCCGGAGUGGGGCUACUAUGAAGAAAAUGUGGCCUCAUACAAUUCUAACCUAAGUAGCUCAUCGAACUGGAUCUGUUUGAAUGAUUCCCCGCAGUGGAACUACUAUGAAGAAAUGUGGCCUCAGGAGCAAAGGUGUAUGGCGGGGAAUACGAGUUUGGCGACUACCACGCUGACGGAGGGAAAAAACUAUUUCGGAAGCAAUUUGAACGACGGGGAUGCUCCUUGUGCCGUGUGCAAAUCGCCGCGCUCAUCAACGGUAAUGAUCCCGGGCAGGAAGAACUGCUUUCCUGGAUGGACGAAGGAAUACAACGGGUACUUAGUAGCAGGAGAAUAUCAACACGCAUCUGCCUCCGAGUUCAUCUGCUUAGACAAGCGCCCAAAAUUGCGUGAAGGGGGCUCUCUGAACCACGAUGGUAAAACCUUCUACCUUGCGGAGGCGGUCUGCGGUUCCCUCCCUUGUCCCCCAUACGUUGAGGGGCGGGAACUCACGUGUGUGGUCUGCAGCAAGUAA